AUGCAGAUCAUUUCGGACGCGGAGAGCACGGAGAAGGAGCUCGACGUCUCCGAGAACGCGGCGCAGAAGCGCUACGCCGAGCUCGUGCGCGACCUCACCACCAGCAUCGAGGCCAACCGCAACGCCAUCGAGGAGAAGGCGAGCCAGACCGCCUCGACGGAGGUGGAGAAGAGCGAGACCGAGGAGGCGCAGCUGAGCAACGGCGAGGCGCUGGAGGGCUUGGGGCAGCUGUUGAAGUCGCACCACCUCGAGUGCGACUUCCUGCUGAAGAGUUCUGGCGAGGGAACGGACUGGGCCGCUCGGGGGUUCCAGGCAGUCGGCCCGCUCACGCCCUACCUCCUCCCUCCGCGGUUCCCUGACUGCAGCUGCGUGGCAGCCUGCACGGUGCCGACGGAGAUCGCCGGGCUGUCGGGCAGGCAGCUCGACAGGCGUGGCCCGGAGCAGCUCACCUUCCCGGGCUGCCCCGCCUGCCCCGAGCUGCGCUGCUCUGCGCCGGGGCUGGCGCUGGGGGCCUUCGCCGCCGGCGCGGCGAUCGGCGCCUUGGCCACCGCCGUGGCUGGGCUGGUCCUGAGGCUGCGCCAGCCUCUGGCGGCGCUCGCUGCCCCGCCCGCGCUCCUGGACGACGAGCUGCUCCUGGCGCUGAGCGCGGGGGGUAGCGAUCGACUUCUUCGACGACGAGAACGGCUUCAACUUCACCUCCGGGUCCUCCUCGUGCCGGCGGGCGCUGGCAAGUGGAUCUGCGUCACGCCGGACCACAGCGUGCAGUUCGGGGACCUCACGGCGCACCGAGUCGUGCCGCUCCCGAGGAAUGCCCCGUUCUCUCGGCGUCUGGCGGGCCAGCUGCAUGCCUUCGACCCGUUCCAGGAGGGCGAGCUCGAGGCCAUCCGGGAGCAGGCGAUGGCGCUGGCAGCGGUGCUGGGCAUCGAGGUGCCUCGCGGCGCAGCGGCUGCUCCGCCUCGACUGGCGGUCGCCGACCCUGCCCACCUGCAGUUCGGGCAAGUCCUCGACGCAGCGAUCAGCGGCGCCGAGGACCGCUUCGUCCGACGGGGAGCGGUAGCACUGGCCACGCUGGAUGCCGACGACGACGAGGGGAGCUUCACGGUCUGCGAGAACGUGCCGGAGGAGCGCCACCAGUGGCUAGACGAGAAGCAUUCCGAGCCCGGGCGGGACCCGCGGGCGCGCCCUGUCCGGCGGGCGGGCCCAGGUGGGCCGCGACGUGCCACAUUGGACCAGGCCAUCGAGUCGCACCGCCCGCAGACCGCCGACGUCUGGCUGUUCCGCGGGCCGAAGUCGAUGCCGGAGUUUCUGACCAGCGCGCGGGCCUCGGGCCUUGGCAUCGCUGGCUACGCGAACCACAUCACGAGCAGCGGGGUCCCGCCCGGCAGCGCGGCGGCCCACCAGAUUCGGCCCCUGCUCGGGGCGCUGCGGCACUUCAUCGAGCACGACCAGAUCGACGUCGCGAACCUCGCAGGGGCCGAGCUCAUUGCAGCGGGAGACCAGCAGAGAGCGAUCGGCGGGCCGCCGAUCCGCUCGCCGACGUGCGAUGCGGGGCUGGGCGCGGAGGGCCACCGAGGACACAUCUUCUCGGGCCUGGACGCCCCGGCCGCCGCUCGAGCGCCACGCGCCCUCCGACCUGGGCGGGCGCGCCAGACACGCACGCUGACCCCCUCGCAGGAGUCCGCGCUAGACCGGGCGGCCCGCUCGCCGGCUCGACAUGAUCCGCCGCCGCCCGACACCUUGCCGAGAGAGGCUUUUCAGGAGCUCUUCAAAUCCAGCAACAUCUAUUCCGAGGAGGGUCGGCUCACCGUGCGGCCCUUCGCCCGGGACAAGGCCCCCCUCUUGCAGGACUCGAAACAGCCUAGGGAGGCGGUCGACCUCGCCCCCGAUCACGUUCGACAAGUUUUGAUGGGGCCCGAGAGGUUCCUGGAGCGCCAUUCCGACGAGCUCUCAGACGAGCCCCACAUCGAGCCAUACUCGGACCCCCUCCUGAACCCUGAGCCCGGGGAGGUGACGGCGGGCUUGUUUUUCGUCGAGAAGAAGGGCGACCGCCUCCGCGCGAUCGCGGACGGCCGGCAGCCAAACCAGUUCCACGGGCUGCCUCCUCAGACCAGCACGGCGUCGGUGGAGGCCCUCGCGCCGGCGCAGGUCGGGGCAGACUGGCGCCAGCGCUUUUCGGCGAGCUCGGACGACGCCGCCCUGCACGAAGCCACGGUCGACUUGAAGGACGGCCUCCAUCAGUUCAAGAUCCCGCAUCUGUCCGGGCGGUUCGCGUUCGACGCACCAGGCGCCCGCGCGGUGGACCUUGGCGCCGGCGGCGCGCUUGGAGCACGGCAUGGCGGAGGCCCACAGCACGUCGACAACGCCAACAUCACCGGGGUCGCGCGCGACCUCGCGCAGGCCAGGCUCGAGCGCACGACGGCGGCCCUCGACCUGCCGGGGCCGAAGCGGCACGAGAGGCAGGACGCGGGCGUCGAGGUGGAGAUCCCGGGCGCCAUCGUCGACUGCGUACAGGGCCUCGUUCGGCCCAAGCCGAAGCGUCUCCAGCGGUUGUAUGGCGGCCUGACCAUCCCCCUGAAGUGGCGGAAGGCUGCGGGCUGGCAGAUACGCGCCGUCCUGGGCCACCUGGUCUCCUCCUUCCAGCUGCUGAGGUCGGGGCCCUCCGUCUUCCGCGCCCUGUGCGACUUCGCCCAGCAAGACACCGGAGGGAUCAGGGAGCUGCCGACGGCCGCGCUGCACGAGCUGAGGGUGGCUAGGUCGCUUCUCUUCCUGGCCUCGGGCCGCCGGGGGCCGCCGCCCUGCCCCGCCGCGUUCACGACGGGGGCUUGGCGAGACGCGAGCCGCAUGCACGACUGCGAGGCGCGCUGCGGGCUGAUGGGCUCGGCGCGGGCGGCCAGCCACCCCCCGCACCGCGACGCGGAGCCCCCCUCUGCGGGGAACAACCCGGGCUCCGCCCUGGCCUUCGAGAAGGGCCGGGCGGCGAACAGGGAAAUUCGCGCACAGUGCCGACGGGCGGCCGCGCUGCAGCUGGCCUCCGGCAUCGCGCGGCGGCAGCGCCAUGUCGAAGGGGUGCGGAAUGCAGCGGGCUACAUGAGCGGCGCCGCGGACCAGGGGUUGCUCCGGCCUGGCCAGGUCUGGCGCGGGCCGCGAGGGGACUGCGGUGUCGGAGGCUCGGGCGUCUGCGGGUGCGACCCGAAGAGCUACUCCCACGGCUUCCACGGCUACAGCUCCACGCUCCACGAGCCCAGCGACCCCCAUGGCCCGCUCGAGGCCUCGGAGCUCCACCAGGUCAAGUGGGUUAGUGGUCUCGGCGGGGCCGACGCUUCUUCCUGGAGGUCUUCUCGGGCGAUGGGGUACUUGACUGGGGCCACCCUGGAGACCGGGCUGCGCGCGGGGGCCCCCAUGGACCUCGAGAAGGGCCCUCACCUCGAUAUCACGGACCCGAAGGCCCAGAAGGUACUCAUCGGAUGGAUCCGUUCUGGCGCUGUUUGGCUCAUGCAUCUAGCGACCCCGCCCACUCGGCGGUCGAUUGCACGCCCCUCCGGCUUCGCCGAACUAGCGGGGGGCAUGGCGGCGGCACGGUUCACGGUGCGCCUGAUCCAGGAGUGCCAGCGGGCGGGGGCCCAUUUCGCCCUCGCGCUCGCGUCUCUAGACUUGGAGACCCCUGGCGAGAGCGCCCAGAAGCCGACGAAGAUAUUGGCCCCCCACCCGCUGUUCGCCUUGCUGGGCCGCGAGCGCAGGCGUCAACGGCACUGCGAGGCGCUGCAGGGGAAGCUCUGCGCGAAGGGCCACUGGGAGUGGAAGACCAGCCUCGCGGCCGCCAAUCCGCCGAGCCUGCGCCGCGCCUAUGCCGGCGUCGCCCAGCCCAUGGCGCCCCCGGCACUGGCUGCCUUGGCACGGCUGCCGGCGGCGCUGGGACUAGGGCGGGCAGCCAGGCGGGCGGGGGCUGUGCCGCGGGAGCAGGCGCCUGGCUUCCAGCGGCGGCCCACCGCGCGGCAGGCGACGGCGGCGCGGCACUCUGACUGCGUGGAGGAGCUCAACGGCUACAUCCCUCGCAGCGGCAGCAGCCCCACCGACCCGGGCGCGGCGGACUCCACCCUGGAGCGCCGCUUCGAGGCGCUCUUCCUGGGCGGCGAGGCCAAGGCCAACGCUCACCGGUGCCUCUACGGGCUGGCCUGGCAGCGCGGCCGGGCGACCGAGGGCGGCGCCUUCCCGAAGGCCAAGCAGGCCCUCAGGGGCUGGGACCGCCUGGGGCCGCCUGGCAGCAGGGGGCCGGCUGUCUGGGAAGAGGUGCUGGCGGUCGCAGACGACCUCAUGGGCCGCGACCUCCAGUCGACGCUGGCAGGAGCGCUGCCGCCGCGGCCGUGGGCCGCGACGGCAGCGCCGGCGACGCAGCCAGCCCCGUCGAAGACCAACACGUUCGAUGACACCGUCUUCCUCGGCAGCGCCGCCAAGGGCCAAGGUUUCGUCGGCAACAUCUUCGAUGUCUCGCUGGCGCGGGCGGGCCAGGGACCGCUGUUCGGCGGGCUCACGCUGGUGGCCGCGGCGCCGACGCCACGUUGCCUUCGCCAUGGGGGCGCCGGCCGCGACGCACUAGAGAAGUUUGAGGAUCUGCGCGGCAUCCAGCGCCGUGGCCGCUGA
Messenger RNA from Prorocentrum cordatum, 4638 nucleotides. The record is from the annotation of a GenBank genome assembly. NCBI's taxonomy places the organism in Eukaryota, Dinophyceae, Prorocentrales, Prorocentraceae.